UCUUACUCUUGUUCUUUGGCGUUUGAGAGAGAUCCAUUUCUGAAAAGAAGCCACGCAUCUGCCAACAGCACCACCACUUUGAAAAUCUUUUGCCAACACAACUUCUCUCUGUGCCCGCAGCGAACGGAAUCAAAUUGAAAACCGCACUAGGGAUUGAGAUGAAUGGUGCUUCCUCAUCCGGUGGUGUAAGAGCUGCUUUAUCCUAUUGUGUGCAGCAAGUACGAAGUUAUGAUUAUCAUCACUACCUUUGCCUUCUUGAACUUCCUACAAACAUGCGGAAGGCUGCAUUUGCGCUCCGAGCUUUCAAUGUGGAGACGUCCCGAGCUAUGGACGUUGCUUCUGACCCCAGAAUUGGUCUUAUGCGCUUGCUUUGGUGGCAAGAAGCUUUGGACAAGAUCUAUUCCAACCAGGUAAUUGAGCAUCCAGUAGCUCAGGCCCUUACUUCUGUCGUAUCUGAGCACAAGGUUAGCAAAAGUUGGCUGAAACGAGCUGUGGAAGCUCGAAUAAAUGAUGCAAAACGAGAAAGUAAUGAAAUUCCACAAACUGUUGAUGAAUUGGAGCGAUAUGCUGAGGACACAGCAUCAACUAUUUUGUACUCUACACUUCAAGCAGGUGGUAUAAAAUCCACAACAGCAGACCAUGCUGCUUCACAUAUUGGUAAGGCGAGUGGCCUUCUUUUGCUGCUUAAAUCACUCCCAUACCAUGCUAGUCGAAACCAUCAGUUUUCAUAUAUACCAGCCAAGGUGGCUGAGAAACAUGGAUUGUUGAUUCACCAAAGUGGUCAGUCAGAGAUCAGAAAGGACUCGCGUGAGGCCCUUUGUGAUGCAGUGUUUGAAAUGGCGUCUGUUGCUAAUUCACAUCUGCAGAAGGCUCGAGAAUUGGCUGGAAGUGUGCCAGCUGAAGCUUUUCCCGUGCUUUUGUCUGCUGUGCCUGCCCAGGUCAUAUUAGAUUCUUUGGCUAGGGUGCAGUUUGAUAUAUACGAUCCACGGCUGGCACGUGGAAUCUUAGGAGUUCCCCCUUUGUUGUUUCAGUUGAAACUGAAAUGGUUUUCAUGGAGGGGUAAAUACUGACAUUACCUUUAUGCCUCUGUUAGCUCUUUUAGCGUUGGUCGUCCGCCAUUGUUUUCUGGUGCUAGCAGAUCAACGUCUAAAGCGUGGAUGAAUAUUCAUCCCUUUGUAGAAUAUGCAUCUUAAGCAAGUUUAAUAUCUAUGCUAACCAGUGAAGACAGUAACUGGUAUUACAGGUACGAAUUUUUGACGAGUAAUUGAAUUCUCACAUGGAUAAAUGUGAUUCUGCGGUUGGUAUUUCUGGUGUUUCAUCCUUACACAUAAAGAGGAAACUUCAAGUGUUAAAAUAAAUUUCUGAGAGUACUCUGUCUGGUUUGACAUUCUCAUGUUCACUCUGGAUUGCUGUUUGCUAGUUUGUUGGCACCAUAUUACUUUCGUAGUUUGGAAGUAGUGGAGAAUUUAAUCAUAAUCUGUUUCUUUUACUUUCUUUUAACUAUGUUGCUCGGACUCUCCAGAAAUGUCCCCGAGUGCAUGUCGAAUCCUCCAAAAGUAGUGCAUUUUUGGAGGAUCCGACACAGGUGCAACAACAUUUUGGAGAGUUCGCGCAACAUAGUCGUUUAAUGCAUAGCCAGAAACUUGUGGAGAGGCAACGAAUCGGAUUCGGUACGCCAUGUCUACUAACCAUUUGCACACUGUUUCUUUUCAAUGUUCUCUCUCUGUCAUCUUAAUCUUGAGAUAAUGAGUUGUUUCCAGGCCUAUUCUACCAUAUUUGGUCAUAAACCUUGUUAAGUGUAAUGCAUUGUAAUAAAGCUUCAAGUCCUUUUCAACUC
Molecule: messenger RNA, 1837 nt
Organism: Nicotiana attenuata
Lineage: Eukaryota; Viridiplantae; Streptophyta; Magnoliopsida; Solanales; Solanaceae
Product: NADH dehydrogenase (ubiquinone) complex I, assembly factor 6
Exons: 2
Coding region: 159-1070 (303 amino acids)
Biological process (GO): biosynthetic process; mitochondrial respiratory chain complex I assembly
Cellular component (GO): mitochondrion
Source: RefSeq, a predicted model, not a curated record